Messenger RNA from Hyaena hyaena (striped hyena), 282 nucleotides. RefSeq names its product small ubiquitin-related modifier 2-like. The coding region runs from base 1 to 282 and encodes 93 amino acids. The transcript has 3 exons. Gene Ontology annotation, cellular component: nucleus. Gene Ontology annotation, molecular function: protein tag activity; ubiquitin-like protein ligase binding. Lineage: Eukaryota; Metazoa; Chordata; Mammalia; Carnivora; Hyaenidae. Gene Ontology annotation, biological process: protein sumoylation. The record is from RefSeq and is a predicted model, not a curated record.
AUGAAAUCUUCCCAUUUGCAGCAAGCCGUAGCAAAGGAGACUCAGGAGCUUACUGUGGCUGAGGAAAAGCCCAAGGAAGGAGUUAAGACUGAGGACAGUGAUCAUAUUAAUUGGAAGGUGACAGGGCAGGAUGGUUCGGUGGUACAGUUUAAGAUUAAGAAGCAUGCACUUAGUAAACUAAUGAAAGCCUAUUGUGAAUGGCAAGACAAGCCUGCACAGUUGGAAAUGGAGGAUGAAGAUACAGUUGAUGUGUUCCAGCAGCAGACAGCAAGUGUCUACUAA